Molecule: messenger RNA, 1182 nt
Organism: Xylaria bambusicola
Lineage: Eukaryota; Fungi; Ascomycota; Sordariomycetes; Xylariales; Xylariaceae
Exons: 2
Coding region: 137-1048 (303 amino acids)
Source: RefSeq, a predicted model, not a curated record
GCCAUCAGAGCAGCACCUUGCGUUGCCUAUCAUCCGCCCCCCGGGUUUGACUAAAAGCCUAAGUACUUGGAGACGAUCUCAGGAGCACAGAGGACAAGCGCAAGAGACAGCAGCUACACCAUCAUCGACGCCCAACAUGAGCAAUGAGCUUACGUUCCUAGUCGCUUUCGCGACCGUCUUCGGCGCUUCAGAAGCGAUCAAGCAUAUCCAGUCGGACGCGAGAAGAAAGGAGCACAGGAGCCGGAAGAAUAACCUGAUCGUCCGGUGCCUCAAGUCAUGCGAAUACAGCCCCUACCUUGAAGGUAGACGUGUUGUACUAUCGGGCGAGAAGCUAUACAUCGACACAGGGACCCACCAUGCGGCGGAAUUUGGACAUCCCUUUGCAGGGUACUAUCUACCUUACCCAGACUCCAAGGCCUCCGGGCUCGUUUCAACGAUAAGUGACGAGCCCCCCGUCAUGAACUGGAUCUAUGUGGAUCGAUGGAGCUAUGAGCUGAAGUUCGGCAAUCGCUCAUGGGCAGAUGACAACUUCCCCAUCCCCUGGGACUGCUCGCGUCAGGAUCGCAGAUUGACAUUCGGUGGCUGGGAAGGAUUCUUGGCCGUCAAGGAGGGCAACUUCUGGGGCUUGUACUUUGACGUUGACGGCGACGGCCUGAAAUCCAAGGUGGAAGAGGGGACACCCGUGCUCGAGAUCGAGCUACUGCGGGUAGAGAUGCGUCUCCCCAAACCGUUGCCGCCGCCUCCGCCUGAGAUCAAGGAUAAGGAGGAGAAAGCUGAGGAUGGCACGGCAGAUGCGAACGCAGCUCAAGGUGGUGAUGGAGCCAACGGCGAGGCCAAUGGGCAAGCUGAACAGCAGACAGGCCAGCAAGCAGGGCAGCAGGAGCAGCCGCAGCCGCAGCCGCAGCAGCAACUAGAGCAGCAGCCAGAAAAGCAGCCGGGAGAGGCAGGCCAAGACAAGGCGAACGGUUCGACAUACCCAAAAGGGACAUAUGUGAAGCCAACUGUGGAAGAGGAGGAGGAGCCACUGGAGUCGCCCGCAGUAGAUUGAUUGGUGUACUUACUGUAGGUAUUAUCCCGGGAAUUAUGGCAGAGUGUACCUUGUCUAAGUAGUGUCUGUAUACUAUAGAUGGCCGAGCACUACAUUGCACUAACGGUAGUGUAGUCGAUGCUAAGGCCAAUAUG